AUGGGGUCCUGCUGGCAAGUGUCACUGCUUCCCUCGCUGAGGGCUGGUAUCGCUGGGAGGUUUAGAUUCGAGAUGCAGGAUCCCAAGCAGCAGAUUCACAUUGCUGACGCGGUUACAGCAAAGCCGGUUGAGGGAAUGCAUCUGAAGAUGAGCCGGAUCGAGGGAUGGUAA
This is a messenger RNA of Aspergillus clavatus NRRL 1, 171 nucleotides long. RefSeq lists its product as uncharacterized. The record is from RefSeq and is a predicted model, not a curated record. Bases 1 to 171 code for a protein of 56 amino acids. Lineage: Eukaryota; Fungi; Ascomycota; Eurotiomycetes; Eurotiales; Aspergillaceae. The transcript has a single exon.